Culicoides brevitarsis is the source of this 1923-nucleotide messenger RNA. It is a transcript of the gene Ns1, whose product is annotated as guanine nucleotide-binding protein-like 3 homolog. Gene Ontology annotation, molecular function: GTP binding. Gene Ontology annotation, cellular component: nucleolus. Bases 68 to 1870 code for a protein of 600 amino acids. Lineage: Eukaryota; Metazoa; Arthropoda; Insecta; Diptera; Ceratopogonidae. The transcript is spliced from 3 exons. The record is from RefSeq and is a predicted model, not a curated record.
GUCAUAAAAACUGUCAAUUAAUCCACGUGCAUUUCGAUAGUCAUUGUGGUUUGUAAAUUGAAUCAUAAUGGCUUUGAAAACAUUAAAAUGUCGACAAUCAAAACGACAAAAAGCAAGCAGAAGGUAUAAAAUAAUAAAACGUAUAGCCGAACACAAAAGAAAACAAAAGAAAGAGGCAAAUAAACUACCGAAAAAAAAGGGAUCUAAAACAAAGCUGAUUCAGGUGCCUAAUAUAUGCCCUUUCAAAGAGGAUAUUUUAAAUGAAGUGAAAAUAGAGAAAGAGCGUGUAGAGUUAGAGCGCCUUCAGCGAAAGGAGCUGUUAAAACAGCAAAAACUGGAACCAAAACUAACACUACAAUCCAUGGUACUUGAUGCUGAGACGCGCGCUGAGCAACAUGAAACUAAUGACAAUGAAAACAUUGAUAACGACGACUAUGCUACUGGAAAAAGCAAAGACAAUUCGUUAAAAGCUUUUUUUAAAGAGUUUAAGAAAGUCGUUGAUAUUGCUGAUGUUAUUUUAGAAGUUGUAGAUGCACGUGACCCAUUAGGUACCAGAUGUGAAGAAGUUGCAGAAAUUGUACGAAACAGUCCUGGACAAAAAAGAUUAGUUCUCGUUCUCAACAAAGCAGACUUAGUACCGAGAGAAAACCUAGAGGCAUGGCUUAAUUACCUUCGGAAACAAGGACCGGUUAUUCCAUUUAAAGCAACGACACAAACUCAAAAAAUGAAAUUGGGACGAAUUAAAUUCAAAUCAAAACCCGAAUUUCAACGUAGCCCAUGCAUUGGUGCUGAUAUUCUAACAUCUCUUUUGGCUAACUACUGUCGGAAUAACGACAUCAAAACCUCUAUUCGUGUCGGGAUUGUUGGAAUUCCCAAUGUAGGAAAAAGUUCAAUCAUUAAUUCGUUAAAGAGAAAACGUGCUUGUAAUGUUGGAGGUGUUCCUGGUGUUACACGACAAUUACAAGAAGUUGAAAUCGACAAAAAUAUCAAAUUGAUUGAUAGUCCAGGCAUAAUUUUUCAACGACCAAAGGAAGAAAAUCCUGAUGAAUUUUUUGCCUUAAAAAAUGCACAACAUGUAAAUACGGUACAAAAUCCAUAUCCAUUAGCUGAAGAUAUUCUUCAUCGUGCAAGUAUGCACUAUUUUUGUCGGUUAUAUAAUAUAACUGAGUAUCACUCAGUGGAUGAAUUUCUUGCAAAGAAGGCACAAAAAAUUGGAAGAUUUGGACCUGGAGGAAUCCCAGAUGUAAAAGCGGCCGCAAGAAGUCUAAUUCAUGACUGGAAUACGGGAAAAAUAAAAUACUUUACGCACCCACCUGAUGUAAAUAACGAGAAUGUGCACUUAGGUUCCACGAUUGUAACGGAACAAGUAAAAGAAUUCGGUUUGGAUGACUUUGAAGCAACUGCUUCAAAAAUAAUGGAUCGUAUUGAAGCCCGUGUUAAGCUUGAAAAAGAUCCUGAUGUACAAGAUAUUUACAUGGAGGUCGAAACUAAAGGUCCUGUGCAUCUUAAAGUGGAAACUUCGAAACGCAAAAUGACUAACAAUUCAAAGUCUAUGCACAUUGUUGAAUCUAUUAACGAUGUGAUGGAAGAGUCCUCAUCGAAAAAAAAGAAAAGAAAGGCAAUAACAGUCGAUAACGAUGAAAAAAAUUUCAAAAACAGCUUUGUUUUUCAAAUAGACGGUAAUAUGACUGUAAACAAAAAUAACAAAAAAGAAAUGAAGAAAAUCAAAAAACAACAAUCUAGGAAUACAAGAAAAGUUGAGAAUGUUGCAAAUGUUUUGGAAAAUUUUUCAUUAGGAGACACUGGUUCAAAGAAAAGAAAAACUGAUUUGGACAGUUAUGACUUUAAUGAGGAUUUCGAGAUGAAAUAAGGUUUCUUCUUAUGUUGAUGCAUAUAAUAAAUUUUUAUUUAUAAAACGAUUAA